Molecule: messenger RNA, 300 nt
Organism: Saccharomyces cerevisiae S288C
Lineage: Eukaryota; Fungi; Ascomycota; Saccharomycetes; Saccharomycetales; Saccharomycetaceae
Gene: NHP6B
Product: high-mobility group nucleosome-binding protein
Exons: 1
Coding region: 1-300 (99 amino acids)
Biological process (GO): transcription by RNA polymerase II; chromatin remodeling; maintenance of transcriptional fidelity during transcription elongation by RNA polymerase III
Cellular component (GO): chromosome; nucleus
Molecular function (GO): DNA binding, bending
Source: RefSeq, marked reviewed
AUGGCCGCAACUAAAGAAGCAAAGCAACCAAAGGAACCAAAGAAGAGGACCACCAGGAGAAAGAAGGAUCCUAACGCCCCUAAGAGGGGCUUGUCAGCUUAUAUGUUCUUUGCUAAUGAAAACAGAGACAUUGUCCGUUCCGAGAAUCCUGACGUAACUUUUGGCCAAGUAGGCAGAAUAUUGGGUGAGAGGUGGAAGGCCUUAACUGCUGAAGAAAAGCAACCCUAUGAAUCUAAGGCUCAAGCAGACAAGAAGAGAUACGAAUCUGAAAAGGAAUUGUACAAUGCUACACGUGCUUGA